Messenger RNA from Fusarium vanettenii 77-13-4, 2961 nucleotides. RefSeq lists its product as uncharacterized. Lineage: Eukaryota; Fungi; Ascomycota; Sordariomycetes; Hypocreales; Nectriaceae. Bases 1 to 2961 code for a protein of 986 amino acids. The record is from RefSeq and is a predicted model, not a curated record. The transcript has 4 exons.
AUGGCGGCGUUACUACGAUCACAGGAUGGUUUUGACCUAGAGACCGCCAUUCGCGAAUGGCAGUCCCGACAGAACGAACGGCAGCAUGGCGGCCCAGCCCCGGAGCCUGAUGAGAAGAGCGCCGUGGCACGCCUUACUGCAGCUCUUGAUACCCUGUUUCGCGAAACCGUGGUGAUCCUUUCCGACAAGGGGAAGUUUCCCAGGGAUAUUUUCAUCAGCCUCGAUCGAAGUCGCAGCUGCUUCUCGCUCUGGUCCCACGGCCAUGGAGUGGCUAGUGGGAGUUUGGAUGACAGCUUCCAACGAUCGGGAAAGCUGAGGCAUGCUACCAUAAAGACACUAUCGCAUCUUUCCACAACCCUCAUUGACGGCCUUCUCCCCGUGGCACGCGUCUCGAAUUCCAAGACCGAAGGGCUUUGCGACCAAGUGAACAACAUUUUGGAGGAAAUCAAAUUCUCCCACGUUGCAGACGAUUCAUCUAGCGAUUCAACGUCCGAAUACAGCACGGCAGAUGUUCACGAGCUCGCAGAGGAUCUUAAAACUGACGUUGAUUGUCUCAUCGAACUCGACCAGAUUAUUCGAGACCCAGCCGCGGACCCAGAGCCGGAGAUGACAGAAGCCGAUGUCUCUCUAUCUUUAUGGGCACCUCAUCAAGUUUCCGCCAACAAGAUCGAGCAUCGGUUCCCCGAAGCUGAUACCAAGUUGAUUUCCUCGCUUGGUAUGGUCAACUAUCAACGUUACCUCAGGUGUCGAAUUGAACGAGACCACAACCAAGUCCAUGCUGAACACCCCGAACAGGCUGUCGAAGUCACCACGGGCUCCAAGUUCCACGACUCUGGUCUUGGCUCUUCUUUAAAUCCUGCGAGCUCAUAUGCAGAGACAAUCAUGAACUACGGGGAUGGCAAUCGAUCCAUUCGAAUUCCUCCAUUGCCAGAGGAAGCAAAAAGAGGAGAGCCGUUCCCUAAGUAUAUGGAGCCCUCAGCCGAAGCCACCACUAACAUCGAUAGACGCCAUCUAUACAUUGAUCUUCAGCCGUAUGUGUGCCUCGACACAUCAUGCCAACGCAGCGAUUCUACCUUCUCCAACCGCGCCAACUGGCUUCAACAUCUGGCUCUGGACCAUGGUAUGGAACCAAAGUGGGAACAGAUCGAGUGCCCUCUCUGUGGAGACGAAGCUGGCCCUGGGAAGACCGCAAUCACUACACAUCUCGGCCGACAUCUUGAGGAAAUAUCCCUGUCGGCAUUGCCUGCGGCUCCCGAUUCCGAGACAAACUCCGAGACCUCGGGCUUGGAUGUAGAACACAACGACCAGGAACAUCAAGACAGCGAGGACAAGCUCCAAGAUCUCCAGGCCGUGCCAGUCGAGAGUGAAAGAGAACUACAAGAACAGCAGCCGACACUAUCUCAUCAGACCGUUGAUGCCUCCAUUUAUUCCAUCCUCGGGCGACCGACAGAACGAGAAGGGAAGGCCGCCUCGCCGCUGAGAAUCCAGGGCUAUGAACCACAAAUGCCGAACAAUGACAGAGGUCUUGUCCCUUCGGAAGCCUCUGUAGAUUCUUGGAAGACAUGGGAAGAUCUCGUUCACGCUGCUACUAAAGAAGCUGCUGGAGAUGACGCUCCUAUUUUUUCGGACUAUCCCGCUUCGUCCUCUGUCAGGCCUACAUCCGGUGACGCGGUGCUUGUUCAAUAUCCAAAACAUGGGCGUGACCCUGACGUUCAGAUCCACAAUGGUAAGGAAGCAGCCUUCUAUCGCCGAAUGGGGAAGAUGCAGCCUUCUCAAGAAGAGGCAAAGAAGGAGGUCGGAAAGGCCAGGGCUGAGGCCGAGGAGGCUAGCCGUGAGAGAUUAGAAGCUGAAAGAAAGGCUGAGCGAAAAGCUGAGGAGGGAGCGCGAAAGCACAUCGAGGCCAUAAUUGCUCGAAACAAGGCCGAGAUGAAGGCAGCUAAAGAGCGGGCAGAGAGGGCAGCUGAAGAGGGGUUCAAGGCUGAGGAGAAUUUUAAAGCUGAUAUGGAGCUUAUUCGUCAGCGGUUAAAAAUCCAGGAAGGUAUAAUGAGACAGCAGGAGGAGGUCGACAGAGCCGCUAGUGUUGAACGUGGCCAACGUCUCGAUGAUUGGCAGAAACGACGUUGGCGCCGGAUUUGCCCUUCCUGUGGUUCAGAAGACCAGGAUCGUCGCAAGGGGCCUAUAUGCAGCAAUUGCUCAUACCUUGUUGGCGAUGGUGAUGGGUUUGAAACCGAUGUGCCUGAACAACACCGACCUCCGCCUGAACUGAGUUUUUUGGAACCCAGCAUUGGCAUUGACAGCCACACUGUUGCGUUGAAGAAAAAACUAAACCCCAUCCGUUUGAGUACAGCGGCCAAUCGUCCCCUGUCUGAUCCCUAUCCUCCGGUGCUUCCUCCUAUUCAGCUGGGAAACACAAAAGGGAUCCGCACUACCGUAAGGAGCCUCAGCGAGGAUCCUGACCUGGUGGAGGGCUUUCGUGACCAUGACAGGGAUUGGUCUCUGAUCACAGACGAAGCAGAGCAGAGAAGGAGGGCGAACCGAAUGGUUCAGCGUGGCCUUCGUUCACAGCUGAGGAAACGCAUAGAGGACCUAGAGAAACGUGCGGCUGCCGCCGAUGGUCGGGAUUCCAGCCAGUCUGGCACUUCCACAGAGGGCCCCUUGAAUGACAUACCCAACUCCCCAACGCAAAGGAAAUUCGGUAGUGCUCAUGACCAGGAUCGAGACUCAGAUGGGGACCGGGACACUAGGCAUCACACACCAUCUCCUCCCCGUGCCAACCAAGACUCUUUGAACGCUCUCGUCUGGAAUCGAACCAUCUUAGGCACAUCGGAAUAUCCCAUUGACGUCGAUCGCCUUCCAUCUCCUACCGACUCCGAGAGCGAAGCGAUCGGACAAAUUCUCAGCCAAGACGCACGGUUUGACUCCGUCCGGAAUGAUGGCGAUGAUCUGGAAGAUGAGUCUUAG